Choloepus didactylus (southern two-toed sloth) is the source of this 756-nucleotide messenger RNA. Its product is annotated as zinc finger SWIM domain-containing protein 7-like. The transcript has a single exon. Gene Ontology annotation, cellular component: Shu complex. The coding region runs from base 61 to 480 and encodes 139 amino acids. Gene Ontology annotation, biological process: double-strand break repair via homologous recombination. The record is from RefSeq and is a predicted model, not a curated record. Lineage: Eukaryota; Metazoa; Chordata; Mammalia; Pilosa; Megalonychidae. Gene Ontology annotation, molecular function: zinc ion binding.
GCGUGCUGGGUCAUGGCGGCCGCCAGGCCCUGAGGACGCGGAGGGGCGGCCUGCGAGGCCAUGGCCGUGCUGCCGGCCGUCGUGGAGGAGCUCCUGAGCGAGAUGGCCGCGGUGGUGCACGGGAGCGCGCGAAUUCCUGACGAGCAUCUGUUAUCGAUGAAGUUCAUCUUUGGCUCCUCAGCCAUCCAGGCCUUGGACCUCGUGGAUCGACAGUCCGUCACCUUAAUCUCUUCUCCCAGCGGGAGGCGUGCGUACCAGGUACUUGGAAGUUCUGGUAAAACAUACACGUGCUUGGCCUCCUGCCAUUACUGCCCGUGCCCUGCCUUUGCCUUCUCGGUGGUGCGGAAGAGCGAGAGCCUGCUGUGCAAGCAUCUCCUGGCAGUGUACCUUAGUCAGGUUACGGGGACCUGCCAGCAGCUCAGCGUCUCUGACAAGCAGUUGACUGAUAUCCUGUUGACGGGGGAGGAACAAGCAGCGUAAAUGGUACCUGCUGAGCACCGCUGUCUGUCAAGAUAGAAGUCCCACCAAAGAAACGUUUUAACCCAUCACGGGUCACAUGGAAGAGAAGUGAAGUGGAUCUUCCUGGGACUCCUGCAGGAAGGGCAUGGGGGGACCCAGGUGUGAGUGAGGCUGGAAGCUUGUACGAGACUCAUGGACUGUCGGAACCAGCCUCUGAGCUGCUUGGAUGAAAAAAUAUCCCCUGGCUAGAAUCAAGGAUUUUAGGUUAAAAUAAAGCCUGCUAUGGCGUCAUGCCCA